This is a messenger RNA of Brassica napus (rape), 1677 nucleotides long. RefSeq lists its product as uncharacterized. The record is from RefSeq and is a predicted model, not a curated record. Gene Ontology annotation, molecular function: zinc ion binding. The transcript has 5 exons. Lineage: Eukaryota; Viridiplantae; Streptophyta; Magnoliopsida; Brassicales; Brassicaceae. The coding region runs from base 1 to 1677 and encodes 558 amino acids.
AUGGUUGAAGAAGGUGCAUCACAACUAGAAGAAUUGUUUGGAGAUAUUGCACAAGAUGAUGUAAGUGAUGAUGAUAACAAUGGUGAUUUAUUGGAGGAUGAUACAAUUCCUCAUGUUUCUGAUUCAUCGGAGGAUGAGUACGAAGACAAUGAGGACAUGGUACAAUUUCAUCCAAAUUAUAUAAAUCCAGAUGAGCUUCUACAUUUGGGAAAAACCUUCAAUACUGCAGCAGAUUUUAAGUAUGCAUUGGUUAAGUAUUCUUUGAAGACAGAGUAUGAUGUGAAGCUGUAUAAGUCAACGACUAAGAAGCUUGGAGCAAUUUGUUCAUCAAAAGAGUGUCCAUGGAGGGUUACUCAAAAGAUGUUAAAAGUUCCUGUAAUUGCCGAGCUGUUUGAGGAACCUCUUAGACUGAAUCCAAAACUUUCACCAAAGGAGAUGAUGGAGUCUAUAAAGGCAGACUACAAUCUGAAUGUUACACUGUUUCAGUGUGAACAUGCAAAGAAAAAAGUGGUGGAAAAAAGAAGGAAGAUGCAUGGAACACAAUUUGGUAGACUAUGGGAUUAUGAGAAAGAAAUCCUUGUAUCAAAUCCAGGGUCCACAAUGGACAUUGAGACACUUCCAGGUGAGUUGUUGGCUGCGGUUGGAAGAGAUGCAGAUAAUAGGAUUUUCCCUAUCGCAUGGGCUAUAGUUGACAUUGAAAACAAUGAUAACUGGGAAUGGUUCAUCAAACAUAUCCAAACUGAUUUGGAUCUUGGACAAGGAGACAACAUGACAAUAAUAUCUGAUAAGCAAAAGGGUUUGGUAAAUGCUGUGCAUAAUGAGCUUCCACAAGCUGAGCAUCGAAUGUGUGCUCGACAUAUCCUUGCAAACUGGAGAAAAACUAACAAAGAUAAAGAGUUGGAGCCUAUGUUUUGGAAAAUAGCACGAAGCUAUACUAUAGGAGACUUUGACGACAACCUUGAAGCAUUAAAAACCUAUAAUUCAGGUGCGUAUGAUUCCCUACAACGCACUGCACCUACUACAUGGUCUCGGGCUUUCUUUAGGGAAGAUUCUUGUACUAUUGACAACUCGAACAACUUGUCUGAAUCUUUCAACAAAACCAUUAGAGAAGCUCGACGAAAACCAUUGCUUGAGAUGUUAGAGGACAUUAGAAGACAAACUAUGGUACGUAACGCUAAACGGUCUACUGCUGGAAAUAGAUGGAAGGGGAAAUUUACAAAAAAAGCACAAGCUGAGAUUGAAAAGAGUCGAGCUGAUUCAAAAGAUUUCAUUCUGUAUCAAACCACAGGUGAUGAAUAUGAAGUUGAUGAUCACGGGACUGGAUAUCGUGUCGACGUACAUUUGAAAACGUGUGGUUGUCGAAAGUGGCAGCUGAAAGGGAUCCCUUGUAAUCAUGCUAUGUGUGUUAUCAUAGGGAAAAAACUAAACCUUGAUGACUAUGUAUCAGAGUAUUUUACUACUCAUAAAUGGCAGCAGACAUAUGCUCGGGGAAUGAGAGUUGUACAAGGAAUGAAGUUGUGGCCACGUUUAAACAGACUCCCUAUUAUACCACCAGACCCAAGACUAAAACGAGGAAGAAAAAAGAAUCAUAACCGACGUAAAGAACCUCACGAAGAUUCAUCAAAAAAGGGAAGAAUGACAGGCCGAAGAGAUGUUGCAGAGAUAUGGAUAUACUAA